UAUACGCUCAACAUCGAAAUUGAAGCCUUCUCUAGUAACUGCUUCAGCAAAUCCCUCGCUCUUCACUCGCGUCUUUUAGACUACAUUUCGUCCAUAAACUCCUCCAAAACCCUCUUCCACCUCGUCAAUCGCAGUGCUCGUACCUCGUUCGAAGAGAGGCAAAUCUCGCACUUCGCCUACUACGAGUACCCCGGCGGCUCGCGGGUGCCCGCGUGCCACACGCGCGUCGACACGGUGGAGAGCGCGGCCUUCUUCGUGGCAACCAUCUCGGUGUUCUUCGCGCUGCCGCUGCUGCUGCUCGUGGGGCUGUACGCGGCCAUCGCGCGCCGCCUCCGCGCCCCCGCCGCCGCCUCCGCCGCCGCGCCGCCACCCCGUGCGCGCACCGUCGCCGCCUCCCGCCGCCGUCGCCGCCGCCGCCGCCGCCUGCGCCGCCGCGGCGCGCGUGUCGGCGGCGUCGCCGGGGCGGCGGGCGCCGCGCGCGCGCGACGACAGGUGGUGGUGAUGUUGGGCGCCGUGGUGGCGUGCUUCUUCGUGUGCCUGCUGCCGUUCCGCGCGCUUACCCUCUGGAUCGUGUCGGUGCCGAAGGAAUCGCUGCAGGCGCUGGGCUUCGAGCGCUACUUCAACAUCCUGAGCUUCUGCCGCGCCAUGACGUACCUCAACUCGGCGGUGAACCCCAUCCUGUACAACCUCAUGUCGUCCAAGUUCCGCGCGGGCUUCCUGCGCCUGUGCUGCGAAGGGCGGUGGGGCGGGCUGGGGCGGGGCCGCGGCGCGGACGGGGGCGGCGGGCACGGAGGGCACACGCCUCACCGCCUCCUCGUGGCUGUCCCGCACCAGCAGCCGGCGAGCGCUGGCUUCCCGCGGCUGCUGCGCGCCGAUGCCACGCCUCCGCCCACCGCGCCCGCCCACGCGCGCUCGCGCGCCGCCGCCCCCGCCACCCCGCCCACGCACUCGCCCACGCCGACCGCAAGCAAGCGAUCGCCGCGCUGGCCGACGCCGGCGCCGACGCGGACGCGGGCAAAGGCGCGGAGAUCUACAUUCUUUUCAAGUUUUAUUUGA
Molecule: messenger RNA, 1056 nt
Organism: Gryllus bimaculatus (two-spotted cricket)
Lineage: Eukaryota; Metazoa; Arthropoda; Insecta; Orthoptera; Gryllidae
Source: the annotation of a GenBank genome assembly